AUGUCUGGUGCCAGGAACCUCACUGCUGCCCUGCGACGGACCCGGGUGUCUCGCCCUCGUUUGGUCCUGCGACCUGCCAUUCCCCAGACACUCUGCGCGACCGCGCGCACCUUCAGCGCCAGCUCCACUGUCCAGGCCGAGAUCCGCCAGAUCAAAUACACCAGUGAUGCAUACCCCAACCUUAAGCGCGAUCCGAAAUUCGGGGAGGUGACCGCCGACGAUGUGACCUACUUCAAGGACCUGCUCGGGGCGCAGUCGGCUGUGGUCGAUGGCGUAACCACCGACGCGGCGGACGACAUUGAGCCCUUCAACAGCGACUGGAUGCGCAAGUACCGUGGCCACACCCGGCUGGUCCUGAAGCCCCAGAACACGGAGGAGGUCAGCAAGGUACUGCGAUACUGCAACGAACGAAAGCUGGCUGUUGUGCCGCAGGGGGGAAACACCGGUCUGGUCGGUGGGUCGGUGCCGGUCUUUGAUGAAAUCGUGAUCAACACCUCGCGCAUGAACCAGAUCCGGUCCUUCGACAGCGCUUCGGGUGUGCUUGUUGCCGACGCCGGUGUGAUUCUCGAGGUGGCCGACCAGUACUUGGCAGAGCGCGACCAUCUCUUCCCCCUGGACCUGGGUGCCAAGGGGUCUUGCCACAUUGGAGGCAAUGUCGCGACCAACGCCGGUGGUCUGCGACUCCUGCGCUACGGCAGCCUGCACGGUAACGUACUGGGCAUCGAGGCAGUCCUGCCGGACGGGACUAUCGUCGACUCCCUGUCGACCCUGCGGAAGAACAACACGGGUUACGACCUCAAGCAGCUGUUUAUCGGCUCCGAGGGCACCAUUGGCCUGGUCACUGCCGUCUCUAUUCUGUGCCCGCCGCGACCGAAGGCAGUGAAUGUGGCCUACUUUGGAUUGGAGAGCUUCGAACAGGUCCAACAGGCCUACCUGGCCGCCAAGGGCCAGCUCUCGGAGAUUCUCUCCGCAUUCGAACUGAUGGAUGGUCGCAGCCAACGUCUGGUCCAGGAGUCCACCGGCAACAAACAACCUAUCGAGGGCGAAUACCCCUUCUACUGCGUGGUGGAGACUAGCGGUUCCAAUGCCGAACACGACAUGGCCAAGCUGGAAUCGUUCCUCGAAAAUGUGAUGGGUGAGGGCAUUGUGGCCGACGGCGUGCUGGCCCAGGAUGAGACCCAGUUCCAGUCCCUGUGGCGCUGGCGUGAGGGGAUCACUGAGUCCCUGAGCCACCUGGGAGGUACCUACAAGUACGACGUGUCGAUUCCAUUGUCGGAACUAUACCAGCUUGUGGACGACUGCCGCGAGCGAUUGACACAGAAAGGCUUCGUCGGUGAUGACGAUUCCUUCCCAGUGCGCGCGGUCGUUGGAUACGGCCACAUGGGUGACUCGAACCUGCACCUGAACGUCUCGGUGCGGCAGUACAACAAGGACGUCGAGAAGGCCAUCGAGCCCUGGGUGUACGAGUGGAUCCAGAAACGCCAGGGCAGCAUCAGUGCCGAGCACGGUUUGGGAGUCGCCAAGCGGGAGUUCAUUGGAUACAGCCAGAAUGACACGAUGGUGAAGCUGAUGCAGCAGCUGAAGUCGUUCUACGACCCGAAUGGGAUCAUGAACCCGUACAAGUACAUCUAG
Penicillium alfredii is the source of this 1632-nucleotide messenger RNA. Its product is annotated as FAD-binding oxidoreductase. Gene Ontology annotation, molecular function: catalytic activity; FAD binding. The transcript has 2 exons. The record is from RefSeq and is a predicted model, not a curated record. NCBI's taxonomy places the organism in Eukaryota, Fungi, Ascomycota, Eurotiomycetes, Eurotiales, Aspergillaceae. Gene Ontology annotation, cellular component: mitochondrion. The coding region runs from base 1 to 1632 and encodes 543 amino acids.